Messenger RNA from Stereum hirsutum FP-91666 SS1, 2215 nucleotides. RefSeq names its product L-ascorbate oxidase (gene Shmco3). Gene Ontology annotation, molecular function: copper ion binding; oxidoreductase activity. The transcript is spliced from 10 exons. The record is from RefSeq and is a predicted model, not a curated record. The coding region runs from base 22 to 1941 and encodes 639 amino acids. Lineage: Eukaryota; Fungi; Basidiomycota; Agaricomycetes; Russulales; Stereaceae.
CCCAGAGGGCAGACCCUCAUCAUGGUCUCUUCAUUCCUUUUGUUGCUCCCUAUCUUACUCGCAUCACAUCUAGUCCAGGCAUGGCAGCCAGACUAUGUUCUUCGCAUCUCUAAUGACACCAUCGCCGCAGAUUGUACUGCCCGGAAAUCCACGGUCAUCAAUGGAACCUCUCCCGGACCAGAGAUCAGAGUGAAGGAGGGCGACCAUGUGUGGAUCAGGGUGUACAAUGAUAUGGAGGAGAGCAAUACGACGUUGCAUUGGCAUGGGAUAAGUCAGUACAUGUCUCCGUUCGCGGAUGGAACGCCGGCGACCAGUCAGUGGCCUAUCGCGCCCAACACCUUCUUUGACUAUGAGUUCAUGCUCGAGAAGGGAAGUGCAGGAACUUAUAUGUAUCAUACUCACGUCGGAUUCCAAAUCGUCACUGCGUAUGGGGCUUUCAUCGUUGAAGACGACCCCGAUUGUGGGCCACCUUACGACUAUGAUUCCGACUUUACCCUCCUUUUCGGCGACUUCUACCACGCAUCGGACUAUAACAUCUCCGCUGGCCUAGCCGGUGCUCCAUUUACAUUCCCGGGCGAUCCCCAGGCCCUCACCGUCAACGGAAAUGCGUUCGGCUCAUGCAAUAACAGCACAAGUCAUGGAAAUUGUGUCGAGGGAUGUCAUACGGAGGUGAUUACCGUCGAGCCAGAUACAACGUACAGAGUGAGGGCGAUCGGGAUUACGGCAUUGUCGUUUUUGUACAUGGCUAUCGAAGACCACGACUCUUUCGAACUCAUUGAAGUCGACAGUGGAUACGUCAAUGCACACAACAUUUCCCAUCUCGAACUCAACUCCGGCCAACGCUACUCCUUCCUCCUCCACACCAAAUCCGUCAAAGAACUUGAGGCGCUCAAUAAAACCAUGUUCUGGGCGAAUCUCGAGACGAGAUGGCGGCCGACUAGGGAUCACGGCGCUUUCAUCUUGCAGUAUCAGCUUCCCAACACAUCUAUCUCCGCGUCUGCGUCGAUUUCACUCGGCGCCAUCGCCGUCAACGCGGAUGUAGACGUCGGCACGGCCAAUGCGUCUUUGCCCACAGAAGCCUAUUCUCCGAUCCCGCAACUCAACAAGACGGUUCCUCUGCCCGACGAGUCUCCCUUCUGGGUGAUUCCUGAGCUGAGCCCGUUGGAUGAGGAGGAUGUUCCGCCGAGUGAUGAGACUGUGUCUAGGAAGAUUUUCGUAUCGAUGCAGCAGCUCAAUGCGACUAUCGGUGCGAAUAAGUCACUCAGUGUGUGGUGGGUAGUCGAUAAAUACAAGUAUUCCGAGAACGAGCCAGAUACUCCCUACCUCGUUCAAGCAUACACGUCUCCAGACUCGCUUAACAUAAGUUAUGCUGCUGCUGCUGCUAACGGAGGGUUCGAUAACGAGACCGAGACGAUCCCUAUCAAGUUGAACGAGACAGUUGAUAUCGUGCUUUUGAACUUGGCGAGUGGAUAUGGGAGUCUGGGCCCGCACCCAUGGCAUAUCCACGGGAAGCAUCCGUAUCUCAUGGCACAAGGUUUGGGGAACUUCUCGGAUGAGGCGUAUGCGGCGGCCAGGAAAAACAUGACCGGAAAGCCUUUCAAGCGGGACACCAACAUUAUCUACCCUGGCCCACUCGGCGCAGACUAUCAAACCAACUACACUGCUGUCGCACCCGGCUCAAACGGAGGUUGGAUGGUCUACCGGAUGACCGCCGACGUCGCGGGAGCUUUCCUCUUACAUUGUCACCUGCAGCCACACGCGAUUAUGGGUAUGGCCACAGUGCUGUUGAUUGGCAUGGACGAGUUGCCGGCUCUGCCAAACGGGUUCCUUAUGGAGUAUGCGACGUACAAUGUGACACCGAGCGAGACUCCGAACAGUUUCUUCGACAUUUAUUCUAGCCGGAACAUGCACGACGUCCUGGCUGCCAACAUUACUUUCUAGGACACGGACCCUCCGGCAUAAUCGAUUUCGCCCUUGGACUCUAACUACCACUAUCUUUAACUCACCCUCGUUUCGACCAGGACUAUUGAUUCCUAAUUUUGAUUAUUAGCAUUGCGGUUGGAAUAGCUUGGGAAUAAUGGUGCCUACCUGCUCUACGGACAUUCUAGCUUCUAUUUAUUCGCUUGGUGACAGCUCUACUCACUGUUUUCGUACACGGUCUUUUCGGAAGUAUAGCAUAAUACCACUUCUUUCUCUCUUCCACAAGGGACUCACA